GGUAAAUUGGAUAUGUACAUAAUCCCAGGGUUCCUGGUAGAACAUGCCCGAUAGGUACCUUAAUACAUAAACUUACACUAAUACUUACAACGGCAAGUCCAUCCAUCUUACAAUCACUUUGCAGACCCGAGUAAUAAGGGAAAUAAAGGAGAGAGAAGAAGAAACGGGGAAAAUAAAGGAGGAACAAUACCAGAACGAACCCGAGAAUGGCCUUUCUCCCACCCGAACAAACCAUCUUGACGGGUUCCUGCCUGUGCACCGCAGUCGCCUACACAAUCACCAUCCCGCCGCUCGCCUCGCGCCCGCUCUUCCCCAACGCCCUCCCCACCCCAGUCGACAACACCACCAGCCCGCCCACCAUGGUCGACACGCGCCUCCCGCUGAUCGACAUGGACCAUUGCAACAGCUGCCGGCGCGCGUGCGGCGGGCUGAUCCAAUGCUGGCUGAUCUGCCCUCAAGACUGGGUCGAGUUCCGGCUGCUGUCUCGGCAAGAAGAAGGGCACGCCUCAGUGGCGGAAAGGGAGGCGUACCCCACCGCGAGCGUCGUGUCGAACCCGUCCAAGGAGCUGCUCGAGCGGACCUAUCUGGGGCACUACUCGUCCUCGCCGCAGGUGCACCGGUGCUUUUGCAGCCGCUGCGGGACGGGGCUGACGUGGUGCACCUCGCGCGACAGGGGGCCGAAAUGGACGCUGGGAGCCGUCGUGGACAUCGCGGUCGGCACGCUGGACAGGGCGAGUAUCGAGCGGGUGCGCGCCGACAGGCACAUGUGGUGGGAUGACGGGGUUGAGUGGGUAAGGAGGAUGGUCAGUGAGGGCGAUGGCGGGUUGAUCAAGCAUCCGACGUAUCGGCUUGAUGAAGAGGUUGCUCCUGUUGCUGGUGCUUCGGCGGGUGUAGGUAGGGUUGGUUGAGGGUUUGAGGUUGAGGCGUGAACGCCCGCGUGAAUCGGAGGAGGGCUUGGGAAGUCUGGACGGUUCGGUUCGGCAGGGAGAGUGGACGCUGGCUUCGUUCGGUCAAGGGACGAUGGCACGCAUGCAUUGAAGCUGACUGAGUCCCGUCUGGAAAUGGAAUAUGGCUUUUGCAGAUUGAGAUCAAACUCUGAUCCUUUAAAGAUGCAAGCUACCACCCGAUAAUUAUUCAACAAUGGCGUUGGGAAAUAUUACUCAGUGUGAACUCAGAACCU
Canariomyces notabilis is the source of this 1180-nucleotide messenger RNA. RefSeq lists its product as uncharacterized. The transcript has a single exon. The coding region runs from base 207 to 908 and encodes 233 amino acids. Gene Ontology annotation, molecular function: carbon-sulfur lyase activity. The record is from RefSeq and is a predicted model, not a curated record. NCBI's taxonomy places the organism in Eukaryota, Fungi, Ascomycota, Sordariomycetes, Sordariales, Chaetomiaceae.